AGUUUCUGCUCCUCCUGUUGUUUUCCUAUGGGGACAUGCCCGUCACGUGCGCCGGAGCCGCCAAUCCGGGCCCGCGGAUUCCCGAGCCCCCGGGGUCAGACGGGCUGGAGUCCGGGAGCGAUGGCGGCGGCGCUCGCUGUGUUUUGAGCGGAGCGAGCACGGGUUUUCCGGGACUGCCUUCGCGGGGUGCAAGCGUAUGGAGGUGAAGGGAGCGCUCGGGCUGGAAGCCGGAACUAGCGCGGGGGAGGCCGCUUUGGAAAGGGACCUCGGUGGUUCUCCCUUUAAAACAGCCGUCGCCGUAACUUCCGAAGUGCCAGGCGCACCGAGCCAGCGAGAGGGGCUGCGCAGACGGCGAGAGUGAGGGGCUCUGUCGGAGCUGAGCAGAAGUGGGAGACGUUCAGAAGAGAAACGUAAGCGGGACAAGCAUAGGAGACUAUGAAGACUAAGCCUCCGAGAGCCGUCCGAUUAGAGCCGUGUGAAUAUCAGGGCACAAGCCUCUUUUGUCUGAAAUCCUGUCUGCUGUCUACUCCCGGAGCACCUGAAAGUCCGCGGCUAAUUCAGAAGCCCUCUCGGUGAAUAAAAAAAAAAAAGAGGAAAAAAGACCAAACCGCACUCGUUAGCUGCUUUUGUGCACGGCCAGAAAGCCGAGCUUCCCCGCGCUGCGCGCAGUUGCGCUGUUGGCGGUGACACAUUGUUUCAGCUGUUUCCGAAUUUGUUCAAAGACAAUGAGAGGAAAACAGUCGCCGCUCUAGAAGAUCCGUGGAUGUAGCGCAGCGUGUCCGAGGAUCAGGGGGUGGAGUGUGGGGGGGGGGGCGAGGAUAGCCAUUGUCGGAUUAAGAUAGUUGAUUUUAUCGUCUCCUCGGCUCUCUCUGCAUUGUAGUGCUUGUAGGUGGGUGCGUUAACUUGGCGAGCUGGGAGCCCUCAGUGUCGAGGUGCCUGCUGCAGUAGUAGUAGUCAGAAAACUCACGUGUAGCCUUAAAGGGGGGAAGGGGCGUCUAGCUUUUUUUAAAAAAAUAAAAUUCUUUUUUUUUUUGCAUCCACACCUGAGCCCCUUAUGGUGAGGCUGCGGUUACCGAGACAUGGAUCUUUCCCAGGCCGGUUUCCCAAGCGAUGAGCAGCGGCCAGGCGGCGCCGCCGAGAGCGCCUGGGGUCUCUCCGCCCCGGUGUGCUCCGGGUCCCUGUGGACCGCGGUGUUUGAUUACGAAGCCAGCGGGGAGGACGAGCUCAGCCUGCGGCGGGGCGACGUGGUGGAAGUGCUGUCCAAGGACGCCGCGAUCUCGGGGGACGAAGGCUGGUGGACGGGGAAAAUUCACCACCGGGUCGGCAUCUUCCCGUCUAAUUACGUGACCUACCAGCCCGCCAUUUAUCGCCGGUUACCCGGCGGCAGGUCCGUGGGUGACGGGGAGAGCAGCCCGGGCUCGCCGGAGCAGAUCAGCUUCAGCGAGCUGGUCCUGGAGGAGAUCAUCGGCGUGGGCGGGUUCGGGAAGGUGUACCGGGGGACGUGGCGGGGCCAGGAGGUGGCGGUGAAGGCAGCCCGGCAGGACCCCGACGAAGACAUCACGGCCACCGCCGAGAGCGUCAAGCAGGAGGCGAAGCUCUUCUCGAUGCUCAGGCACCCCAAUAUCAUUACACUGGAAGGGGUGUGUUUGCAGGAGCCCAACUUGUGCCUGGUCAUGGAAUACGCCAGGGGAGGGACCCUCAACCGGGCCCUGGCGGGUCGGAGGGUCCCCCCUCACAUCCUGGUGAACUGGGCCGUGCAGAUCGCGCGGGGCAUGCACUACCUGCACGAGGAAGCGGUCGUCCCCAUCAUUCACCGAGACCUCAAGUCCAGCAACAUAUUGUUACUUGAAAAAAUCGAAAAUGGAGACAUUGGCCAAAAGACGUUAAAGAUCACGGACUUCGGGCUGGCGCGCGAGUGGUACCAGACGACCAAGAUGAGCGCAGCGGGCACCUACUCCUGGAUGGCCCCCGAGGUCAUCAAGUCCUCGCUGUUUUCCAAGGGCAGCGAUGUCUGGAGCUAUGGAGUGCUGCUCUGGGAGCUGCUGACCGGCGAGGUGCCCUAUCGGGGGAUCGAUGGGCUUGCAGUGGCCUACGGUGUGGCGGUCAACAAACUGACCCUGCCCAUCCCGUCCACCUGCCCCGAGCCCUUCGCCAAGCUCAUGGAAGAGUGCUGGGAGCAGGACCCUCACAUCCGGCCCUCGUUCCUGGCUAUCCUGGAGCAGCUGACCGCCAUCGAGGACGCCGUCAUGGCAAAGAUGCCCCAGGACUCCUUCCACUCCAUGCAGGAGGACUGGAAGGUGGAAAUCCAGGAGAUGUUCGACGAGCUGCGGACCAAGGAGAAGGAGCUGCGCUCGCGGGAGGAGGAGCUGACGCGCGCGGCGCUGCAGCAGAAGUCCCAGGAGGAGCUGCUGAGGCGGCGGGAGCAGCAGCUGGCCGAGCGGGAGAUCAACGUGCUGGAGCGCGAGCUCAACAUCCUCAUCUUCCAGCUCAACAAGGACAAGCCCAACGUCAAGAAGAGGAAGGGCAAGUUCCGGCGCAGCCGGCUGAAGCUCAAGGACGGGAACCGCAUCAGCCUGCCUUCAGAUUUCCAGCACAAAAUCACCGUCCAGGCCUCGCCGACGAUGGACAAGAGAAGAAGCCUGAACGGCAGCAGCUCCAGCCCUCCCAGCAGCCCGACGCUCAUUCCUCGGCUGAGGGCUAUCCAGCUGACACUGGAUGAAAGCAACCGGACCUGGGGAAGGAGCACAGCCUGCAAACCAGAGGAGUUCGAAGAUGUCAAAAAGGGCUUUAGAAAGAAGGGGCGCACCUGGGGACCAAGUUCUGUCCAGACGAAAGAACGGGCGAAUUGUGCUGAAAGAGUAAGACCCCUCUCUGAUGGCAGUAAUCCCUGGUCCACCAGUCUCAUGAAGAACCAGACGUCUGUCCCAUUAGCUGCGCUGUUUGCAGAGCAGGGGAUGUGUCCGGAUGCACCGGGCUCAGCUGAAGUCUCCGACAGCAAUAAACCAAAGCAACUGAAGUUCCCUAACCAGGUCUACAUCGAUCUACCUCUCUGGAAGGAUGAUCAGGGCGAGGGCGGGGCGGCGGGUGAGGGCGUGGAGGACACCACGCCCGCCAGCUCGGCCAGCAGCACCCCUCAGGUCACUCCCACCAACAGCCUGAAGAGGGCGGCGCAGCGCCGGAGGACCGACGCGGUGCUGCACAGCUGCGCCUCGCUGCUGGCCUCCGUGGCCCUGGGCCUGGACCUGCGGGAGGUGGGCAGGGCCCCAGCCGGGGAGGAGCCGGAGCUCCGGGAAGAGAAGAAGAAGCGGGAGGGCAUCUUCCAGAGAGCCACGCGCUUCCGCCGCAGCACGAGCCCCCCCGGCCGGCCCCGGAAGGACGAGGGCGGCCCCCCGGCCCCGGUCAGCCUGCUGGCCAUGUCGGCCAUCUCCGAGUGCAGCUCCGCCAAGUGCCUGCUGCUGCUGCCCGACUCCGACGGCCUGGAGGAGGCCCUGCGCCGGGCCGGGACGGACCCGCCGGCCCCGAGCGCGAUCGCGCCCCAGAGCACUAACGGCGUCCCCAGCCCGCUCACAGAUUCAGCAGUAUUAGUCCAGGCAGCGAGCCCAGGAGCAGUGGCGCUGAGGGAGAGGCAGGACAGGCCCGACUUCCCGAGCUCUGCGGACGGCGUGUCGAGGCCUCGGCCCCUAGCUCUGAAGAGCAAAGUCCCGUCCUGGGCCCUGCUGAGAGGCCACAACAAGAGCUACUCGCUGGGACCCUUCUCGGGGGAGAAGAGCGCGCAGACCUUCGACAUUUUACUCCAGGCUGAAGCCCAGGUGGUGCCGGGGGCCUGCUCCCUGCUGGACAUGGACACAGAGGGACAGAAACGGGACUGCACGGUUCCUCUCUGCAGGAUCCAGAGCAAGCCCGGGAGACCUGCGGUGUACGAACUGGAAAAGGAGUUCUUGUCUUAGACGGUUGCCUGCCUCACAUUCCUGUCGGUAGCACAGAUUCCCCUUGGAUGUGUCAGUCUGACAACGCGCAAGCCUGUUGGAAGACACAGGCGGGAGCUGCAGACUUGAAGAGAGCUUUCUUUGUCCAAGGUCCUUAUUAUUUAUGUCCGUAUAGUUAGAGUGGAAAAGCUCAAGGCUUACUUCUCCAGCAAAAACUACAAAGUGAAAUCUAAUUUAAAUGCACAUUCCAUUUUCAGAUGAAAUUGUGGUCCAUACUACUGUAACCGAAAGCCUGAAAGCCGAGCGUUUCUACAUGUGCUGUCCUAGAUUGGGUUUGGUUUCAUGUGUAGUAGUAAUGAUGGGACUGAAACUUAAAACAGAGCGCUCUGCUUUUAACUGAAAUUCUGGCGGCAUGGUUGUAAUGAUUUAAUUAUUUUUAUCCAGUGCUUUGAUUGAACCAGAAGGAGAUUAUGUUUGCAGCUACCGCAGUGUUCAUUGUUACCAGGACAAGCUACAGCCACGAUCGCCUCCAGUAUCUUGAGUUGUUUGACUUGACUUAUUUUGGGCAGAGUUGAAAGGAAAGCUAAUAACAAAAACAUUUGUAACAGGUAUUAGGUUGUCCAAGUGGUUUUCUCAAAACGGAAGCCUAGAAUCGCCCUACCAGCUGCUAUAAAUGGUCUAGAUUUAUUGAAUGUAUAAAUUAUACUUUUUUAAGUAAGGGUACUUGACCUGCUGUUUUUAGCGAGCUCACAAACAUUAUUUUUGACACGAGGAAUAUAAAACUGAAAUAGGUGGAGCAUAGUGAACAAUUCUGCAGUUUAGAGCAUUCUGUCUGUCACGUGCACCGAAGCGCUCUCAUGAGCGUGAAAGUACAGAACUGGAAAUUGUAGAUCACUGUAACCACUGUAACUGGUGUGCCCUGUGAGAGAGUGUUUCACAGUGACGGUAUCAAGCAUUUUUACUAAAAUGCAUUUUAUUCAAUACCAAAUGAUCUACUUUAAAAUUAAAUUUUCAGAAUUCUCAACAUUGUGUGGUGCUUAAAUACUUUUUUCUUUUCUAUAUCUGCAGUUGGUGCAGUAUCGCACGAUACUAUUAGUUACUGUAGUGCAUCAAUUUCUGCAUUCCAUUAAUGUUGUCCUGACUCAGUUGUAAGCUCACAUUUUACACGUUUGGCAACUUAAGUGUAUUUAGCCUGCUGAGUGUGUUCAAUUUCAAAGCAGAGUAAUUGGAAUUUUGUUAUAUUUUUGUCACAGUGAAAUCAUGUUUUGAGAUGUGCUGAAAUGUUUUAUACCAGGUGCUACAAAAUUACCUUUUCAAAUUGUACUGUUUAUGUGAAAAAAGCCGUUAUAUAAUACAGCUUCCAGUCAGACUUUCUCUGAAAAGAGUUGCUAGCUACUGAGGAAAUCUUAUGCACUAAACUACAUGAAUUAUUCUUUUAUGCUCUACCAGUUAUCUGUUAGUUUUUUAAAUAUUUUUUAAAAUGUGCAAAUUUUAUAAGAUGAUAUUUACUUUUGUAAAACGAAAUGAAACAUUCAAUUGUUCUGAUUGCAAAUGUUGUUUUUUUUCCUGAGAUAAUGAAAAGAUUUGUGAAAUGCAUCCUGCCACCUACAGGGGUGUUUUAGGAGUAAGAGUACAGCCUUCAGCCUCUGGCUCUUUGUGUCUGGGGAGUAUGUUCAGUGGCUGAAGGCUGAAUUUCUUAUGAUGCAAUAUCUGAGGGGUGGGCAAACCGAACUCACUUUGUCACAGUUGGACUGUUCAGCUGAAUAACCUAUUCUAAAACGUAGCAUCUCUAGAUCUGCUUUAAGGUCUGACCAUAAAGUGCUUUUGCAGAACAAUAAACUUCCUGAGUAAGAGCUUAAAAACAAGUCAGUGAUCCUUUUUAUUUUUUACAACAUUUUGCUAGUUUCUUCUGCUUCCUAAGGAGGGUGCUUGGUCCAGUGGUUAAAAUAAAGGGCUUUGUGUAAUACAGUUCUCCAUUCAACCACCAGUUGUGCUACAGAGCAGUCUGGCAGCCCCCCCCACCCCUUGUGCUCCAACCUGAAGAUGAGAUCUACAUCCAGGGUGCUGUGAUCAGUGAACCUGAAGAUCCACUCUUCUCUGUCACUUUGUAUAAAUGUGUCUGCAAAGUGACUUAACUGUAGAUCAGGGAACAAUUCUCAUUCUCUCAGGCUUGGGUACCGUAGCGCUAUAGGAUUUUAAAUUGUACAGCAUGUCAGACACUAGGCCUGGGAGUAAGCAAAAGACAAGGAAAGAGCGCCCCCUGUUGUGAUUCCAGAGAUGUGCAUUUCACUCAGAGGAAAAUUAAUUUGUUUCACCAUUUGAAUUGUGGUACUAGCAAUAAUUAUGAAACAUCUUUCCCCUUUUUACGCAAUGUUGCGAAAUGCUAGAAUUUCUCUUGAUUUGCGGAUAUUUCUAAAUAUUUUUGUACACUGUAAACUGCAUCAGUCCAUAUUUACGGAAAGUACAUAGAUAAUAUGGGCUGAUCACUAUAUACUUCAGCUUUGUUAUAGGGACUGAAACUUCAGUAUUUGACAAUACCUGGGACUGUGAAAUCUAGCUAUCUCUUUGUUCAUAUUUGCUCUUUAUAUUUUUAAAUAUCUAUGCUGUCCUAUACCUACUCUGUAUAAAAAUGAUUUCUCUGCAAAUAGAAAUGAGAUUGGAUCCUUAAACUGUUCUUUGUGACCCAAAAUUGGACUUCCUUAGCAUUUUGAAAUUUGAAUAAAUAUUUUUUUAAAGCA
Messenger RNA from Lepisosteus oculatus (spotted gar), 6664 nucleotides. NCBI's taxonomy places the organism in Eukaryota, Metazoa, Chordata, Actinopteri, Semionotiformes, Lepisosteidae. The record is from RefSeq and is a predicted model, not a curated record.